AUGAGCGUGGCGGGGAAGCAGCCUCCUCCAGCACCGCUCGAACGGCCCGGCAGCCUCCUCGUCCCCACCUGGACUAAAACUGGUAUUGCAUUGUUGUAUGAUGAAGUAUCUGAAAAUGCUUAUGACAUCCGACUGAAGCUUACAAAAGAGGUAUUAACAAUUCAAAAACAAGAUGUCGUCUGUGUUAGUGGAAGUGAUCACAGUGCAAAUCACAGAACUGUUACACUUCGUAGACAACCAGUUGGUGGCUUGGGCUUAAGCAUAAAGGGUGGUGCUGAGCACAAAGUUCCUGUCGUCAUAUCAAAAAUAUUUAAAAACCAAGCAGCUGAACAGACAGGAAUGUUAUUUAUAGGAGAUGCAAUAAUACAGGUUAAUGGUAUAAAUGUAGAAAGUGCUACCCAUGAAGAAGUGGUACACCUACUGCGAAAUGCUGGCAAUGAAGUUACCAUCACAGUUCAAUACCUCAGGGAAGCUCCAUCAUUUUUAAAGCUCCCAUUAGGUUCCCCUGGACCAUCCAGUGAUCACAGCAGUGGAACUUCAUCACCCCUCUUUGACAGUGGCUUACAUUUAAAUGGAAACUCAACUAACACGGCUCCAUCAUCACCUUCUUCACCCAUAGCUAAUGAACCAAAAUACGAGAAGCGCUGGCUAGACACCCUAUCAGUUCCUCUGUCGAUGGCUCGAAUCUCGAGGUACAAAACUGGAACAGAUAAAUUAAGAUCUAAUGCAUUUGAAGUGCUGGCACUCGAUGGAGUUAGUACUGGGAUACUUCAGUUUUAUACAGCCCAGGAGAGUGCUGACUGGCUGAGAGCAAUGUCAACUAACAUCAGUGAUUUGACACUUCAAAAUAUGAAAAUGGCAAAUAAAUGCUGUUCUCCCUCUGACCAGGUCAUACAUAUGGGAUGGGUAAAUGAGAGACUUGAAGGAACUGAUUCAUCUCAGCUCUACAAGUUCAAGUUUCUGGCCCUGAAGGGUUCAUCCUUCUACAUUUUCAGCACUCCACCGGUAAGCACACUAGACUGGGUACGAGCUGAAAAAAUCUAUAACCUCUGUGAGGUUCUAUUUAAAAUUCACAAGAUGAAGAAUCACAUACUGAAACAUAUCUUUCAGCUCUGGCUUGCUGAUGAUUGCUGGCUACAAGCAAACUUGUAUUUAGGUAUUCACCAGGACUUUGAUCUUGAAGACCAGAGGCCGUAUUGUUUCAGUGUUAUGGUUGGACAUGGCAAGAGCCACUAUUUCAACGUAGAGCUGGGCAGUGAAUUGGCAGUGUGGGAGAAAUCAUUCCAAAGAGCAAUUUUCUUGGAAGUUCAAAGAACAGGGUCUAAAACAUAUAUGUGCAGUUGGCAAGGGGAUACCCUGUGUUUCACAGUCGACUUUGCUCUAGGAUUUACCUGUUUUGACAGUAAAACAAAGAAUGUGCUAUGGAGGUUUAAAUUCUCUCAGCUCAAAGGCUCAUCAGAUGAUGGGAAAACAAGAGUAAAGCUGCUUUUUCAAAAUAUAGACACCAAACAAAUUGAGACAAAGGAACUUGAAUUUCAGGAUCUGACGUCAGUUUUACACUGUAUUCACUCCUUUAUAGCAGCAAAAGUGGCAUCUGUGGAUCCAGUAUUCAUAGACAGUCAGAGUAUUGCAAGAAAAUACAUGUACAGUAACUGA
Onychostruthus taczanowskii (white-rumped snowfinch) is the source of this 1656-nucleotide messenger RNA. It is a transcript of the gene SNTG2, whose product is annotated as syntrophin gamma 2. Lineage: Eukaryota; Metazoa; Chordata; Aves; Passeriformes; Passeridae. The transcript is spliced from 17 exons. Gene Ontology annotation, molecular function: structural molecule activity; protein binding. The record is from RefSeq and is a predicted model, not a curated record. The coding region runs from base 1 to 1656 and encodes 551 amino acids. Gene Ontology annotation, cellular component: dystrophin-associated glycoprotein complex; intracellular anatomical structure.